UUUUAUAGACAUUUUUUCUACAUGUUUAUGCUUUACGCUAAUGUCAUGGACACCACUGGGGAGAUGAAAUUGUUACUGUUUGACUCUAUUUGCACGGAGAUAAUAGGGCAGUCUGCUCCAUCUGUUCUUGACGGCUCUCUUGAUGAGAUUGAGGAUCCAAACAAUUUGCCAGAUCCCCUAAACAAUCUUAUUGGGAAAACUUUUCUGUUUCUGGUGUGUAUCGAGAGGGAAAAUAUAUGGGAUGGGAAAGAAAUCUACAGGGUUUCUAAGGCUCUGUUGAAGCAUGGUGUACUACCAGAAGAGUUAUUGGAGUAUUCUACAGAAAUGUUCAGAGAAACUUCCAUUGAAUCUGCAGACAAGGUUAUAUUCAUAUAACUAUUCACUACAACAACUCUAUCUUCAAUGUUAAUUUAUUAUAAAAACCAAUGUUUAGUUAUACAUUCUAUUUAUACUAAUUACUAGAAACGGAUCCGCGCUACAGCGCGGUGGAAUA
This is a messenger RNA of Capsella rubella, 493 nucleotides long. RefSeq lists its product as uncharacterized. The record is from RefSeq and is a predicted model, not a curated record. Bases 22 to 375 code for a protein of 117 amino acids. Lineage: Eukaryota; Viridiplantae; Streptophyta; Magnoliopsida; Brassicales; Brassicaceae. The transcript has 2 exons.